ACUCAUUGCACUUUCAGCAAAUUGUCACUCCCACCCUAAGAAACAAUCAUUUUCCCUCAACCCCAGUUCCCUUUUUCUCUUUCUUUCCCCUUAAUUAUUCCUGUUUCUACGCUCACAACGGUAAAGAUCCAUUUUUUGUUUGUUGGGUAUGUCUUUUUGGUCUCUCUUGUUCUAGAGGACUACUUCAUUUUCAAAGCUUCUGAUACUUCCAUGGACCAGAGGAGUUCCUGGGUGUUUUUCAUUUUGUUUUCUGGCUUUUGGGUAGUUGCUUUCUCUGAUAUUCAAGAUGGUUUCUUGAGCUUAUCUUGUGGUGGAACUUCAAAUUUUACUGAUUCAUCUGGUGUGUCAUGGAUCCCAGAUAGUGAAUAUAUUAACUCAGGCAACAUAACUACCAUUAAUUAUACACAAAACAACUUCACAUCAACUGUUUCAGCUCGGUAUUUUCCAGUUUCCAGAAGUCGAAAAUGUUAUAGAAUACCAUUAAAGAAUACAUCUUCUUUGGUUCUUGUCAGAGCUCAGUUUGUGUACAAAAACUAUGAUGGGCUUGGGAAGCCUCCAAAAUUCUCUGUAUCACUUGGAACAGCCAUUGUUAGAACAGUAGACCUCACCAAAAAUGAUCCACUGAUAGAAGAGUUUGUGUGGCCAGUUAGUAAAGAGACGCUGUCGUUUUGUUUGCUUGGUGUUCGACGUAAAGGCUCUCCUGUUAUUUCCUCACUCGAGGUUCGACCACUUCCUCAGGGAGCUUACACAAGUGGCGUGGAAGAUUUCCCACGUAAGUCUCUCAGGAAGAAUCAUCGAAUCAAUUGUGGUUACACAAAUGGCUCUCUUAGGUACCCUUCUGAUCCGUACGAUCGAAUAUGGGAUUCUGAUCAGAACUUUACACCAUUUCAUGUGUCAACUGGGUUUAAGAUUCAGCACCGUUUCAAUGGCUCGGAAAGUCUUAAGGAGAGUCCCCCACCUGCCAUUCUUCAAACUGCCAGAGUCUUGGCACGAAGAGAUGUUUUGGCGUACAACUUGCCUCUUGAUAAGCUUGGUGACUAUUACAUCAUCCUCUAUUUUGCUGGGAUUCUUCCUGUUUUUUCUUCUUUUGACGUGUUGAUCAAUGGAGAGGUCGUACAGUCAAACUAUACUGUAAAAACUUCAGAAGUUAGUGCUUUACAUUUUACACGAAAAGGACUAAAAAGCUUGAACAUCACACUCAAGAGCUCUAGCUUCUAUCCUCAAGUCAAUGCAAUUGAAGCAUAUGAGAUUGUUGAUAUUCCAUUUGAAGCUUCAUCAACCGCAGUUUCGGCUCUUGGGGUUAUUCAGCAAUCUACUGGUUUAGACCUGGGGUGGGAGGAUGAUCCAUGUUCUCCUAUAUCAUGGGAUCAUGUUAAAUGUGAAGGAAGCAUUGUCACAUCAUUGGAGCUUCCAAACAUAAAUCUGAGGUCAAUUAGUCCAACUUUUGGUGACUUACUGGAUCUUAAGACACUGAAUUUGCACAACACUUCACUUAGUGGUGAAAUUCAGAAUUUGGGUAGCUUGCAACAUCUUGAGAAAUUGAAUCUGAGUUUCAAUCGUCUAACAUCCUUUGGUUCCGAUUUGGAGGGCUUAGUUAACCUUCAAGUUUUGGACUUGCAACACAAUAGAUUACAGGGGGCAGUUCCAGACAGCUUGGGAGAAUUAGAUGACCUUCAUUUAUUGAAUCUGGAAAAUAAUAGGCUUCAAGGUGCUCUUCCACCAUCUUUGAACAGAGAAAGUUUGGAAGUUAGAACAUCUGGAAAUCUUUGCCUUUCUUUCUCUGCAAUGGCUUGCAACGACGUGUCGUCGACCCCUUCUUCAAUUGAGACACCCCAAGUUACCAUCUUAAACAAAAAGCAGCACACUUCUUCUGUGUAUAACCAUUUAGCUAUUAUACUUGGUGUCACUGGGGGAGCCUUGCUUGUUCUACUCUGUAUCUCAGUAGCAAUAUUUUUCUACGUGAGGAAUAAGAGAAGUGCUCAUGAUGUCUCAUACGCACAAAGUAUUGCAGCCGACAUUCGAAACUGGAAUUCGGCUAAAGUUUUCACUCACAAAGAAAUCAAAGCUGCAACCAACAACUUCAAGGAGGUGAUUGGCCGUGGUAGCUUUGGAUCAGUCUACUUUGGAAAGCUACGUGAUGGAAAGCUUGUAGCUGUGAAAGUUCGGUUCGAUAAAUCCCAGCUUGGAGCUGAAUCUUUUGUCAAUGAGGUGUGUCUCUUGUCACAAAUUCGCCAUCAAAAUCUUGUGACUUUGGAAGGAUUUUGCUACGAAUCAAAGCAGCAAAUACUUGUUUAUGAGUAUCUACCCGGUGGAUCAUUGGCUGACCAUCUUUAUGGUCCAAAGAGCCGAAAAGUUUCGCUGAGCUGGGUUCGCAGACUGAAAAUUGCAGUUGAUGCUGCUAAGGGACUUGACUAUCUGCAUAAUGGGAGUGACCCGAGAAUUAUACACCGUGAUGUGAAGUGUAGUAACAUCCUUUUGGACGUGGAGAUGAAUGCUAAGGUUUGUGAUUUUGGCCUCUCUAAGCAAGUGACUCAGGCAGAUGCAAGUCAUGUGACCACUGUUGUCAAGGGGACCGCUGGCUAUCUUGAUCCCGAAUACUAUUCCACCCAGCAGUUGACAGAGAAAAGUGAUGUAUACAGCUUUGGAGUCGUUCUUCUAGAGCUCAUUUGCGGGCGAGAACCAUUGACUCACUCUGGAAUUCCUGAUUCGUUCAAUUUGGUUUUAUGGGCCAAACCAUACUUACAGGCAGGUGCAUUCGAGAUUGUGGAUGACAGCUUGAAGGGAAGUUUCGAUAUUGAAAGCAUGAGAAAGGCAGCCUUGGUUGCCGUGAGGUCUGUGGAGAGAGACGCAUCACAGAGACCAACCAUUGCACAAGUGUUGGCUGAGCUCAAAGAAGCUUACAGUAUUCAGCUGGCAUAUCUUGCUUCUCGCGACAUGUAAGCUCAGAUGUCUGGUCAGAGAUUUUGGCAGCAUCCAAGAGACAUAUACCUUACAAGAUACAGUUUUCUCUUCCUCUUUUUUUCUUCAUUUAUUUGAAUUAUAUGCACACACACACAUACACACAAAAAUAUGAAAAUAUGAGAGCCAAGAGCAGUUAUUCUGUAAGGAACACUUUCUUAAUCUCCAUACCAACUUCUGCUUUCUGAGUUUCAUGAGUUAGAUUAGUUAUAAGUUUACAGCAUAUGUGUAUUCAUUCUGUUUAUAGCAGCAGUAAAAUUAUCUUUCUGUAAUGCA
Humulus lupulus (European hop) is the source of this 3234-nucleotide messenger RNA. RefSeq names its product probable LRR receptor-like serine/threonine-protein kinase At5g48740. The transcript has 16 exons. NCBI's taxonomy places the organism in Eukaryota, Viridiplantae, Streptophyta, Magnoliopsida, Rosales, Cannabaceae. Gene Ontology annotation, biological process: protein phosphorylation. Gene Ontology annotation, molecular function: protein binding; protein kinase activity; ATP binding. Bases 211 to 2940 code for a protein of 909 amino acids. The record is from RefSeq and is a predicted model, not a curated record.